This is a messenger RNA of Symbiodinium natans, 1317 nucleotides long. Lineage: Eukaryota; Dinophyceae; Suessiales; Symbiodiniaceae. The record is from the annotation of a GenBank genome assembly.
AUGGGGCGCUUCGUUCAGUUCCUUUGGUCCUCCUUGGCCUGCGGAGUGGCAUGCGUUGCUUCCGAAGACUGCGCAGGCGCAGAUUGCUCCGACGCUUCCGCGGUACUGCAGCACAAGACUAAGGCCAAGGGCCGAAGCACUCACUCUCACGGUGGGCGCGAGUGUUCCAAGCCUUAUCCCUUCAUCUGGGACAAUGACGCGAACUACGACGACACCUUGGCGCUCUUGUACCUGGCGCACAGUGAGAACCUCGAUUGGAAGGCGAUCACGAUCGAGUCGGAUGGGAUGGGAACCCCACAUGGAGGGCCCACGAACAUUGCAGCCGCGGCAAGCCUGGUUGGCUUGGGUGAUGUUCCCAUUGCCAUGGGGGGCCUCUCGAGCUUGAGUCCGAUUGCCACCAUGCCUUUGCAGUGGCGUCUUGAGACCGAUGAGUUCUUUGAGCGGAUGUUUAGAGGCGGGAUCUUGGAUGAGACCGACAGGGCAAUCGUGGACUUGACUGCGGCACAGCUGAUCGUGAAGAUCUUGAACGAGUCCGCCUGCCCCGUGGUCAUUCUAACCACAGGCCCAGCAACCAAUGUGGCAGAAGCGCUGGACAUGGAUCCAUCCAUUGCAGGGAACAUCCACGGGAUCUACAUGAUGGGUUCUGCCUACGGCGUUCCAGGCACCAACAAUGUCUACGAUUGGCAAAUGACAUACAACGGUGUGAAGGGCUCCUGCACCGAAGACGGGGGCCAGACCUACACGGGCCUGUCGCCUCCGCUUAACAGGAGCGGAGUGGUAAGCGCGAUUCGUCCAGAAUGCCGAGGAGUUGACAUGACUGCACACGGCGACACAGAGUGGAACGUCUUCAUGGACGUACGUGCAUGGCACAUGGUCUACGGCUUUCUGAAAGACUUGCCUGCGGAUCACGUCUAUGUCUUGGCUGCAAAUGCUACGCUGAACAUGCCGGUGACACUCGAAGAAAUGGAGGAGUAUGCAGCAACGCUGGCGGAUCCAGGCCUCAGGAUCUUUGUCACCGAGCUGGCCAAGGCCUUCCUCGCAGCCGGAGAAGCCAAGUGGUGGGAUGCUCAGUGUGCGGUGGUGAUGGACCAAGUCUUGUCAGGGCUGAAGCAAGGUGUGUGCUCCAACUGGUUCGAGGACAAGUUGACCAGUGUAUCCCUCGUAUGGAGAUCCAAUCUUACUGAUGGUGAGCUGAACCCUUAUGGUAGCGUCUAUGACGAUGAGGACGCGCACGCUCCCCCGAUCGACUACUGCUUAGAUGGUAACGUAACCCAGAUGUGGGAGGUCUACUGGCCCAUGGUCAACCAGACCGGCUAG